UCUUCUUCACUUUUUCUUUCUUCUUCAUCUACUCCGUGUAGCAGAGACGACUCCUGCGCAUCUUCUCUGUACCAGACGGCGGUCCGCUCUCUAUACCAGUCGUGAGUUCUCUCCAAAAAUGGAGUCACCCAAAUCAUCUGUUGGAUCUUGCCCAUCACCUCCUUCCAAGACUGAUACAGGUGGUACCAGUUCCGAAGGGAAAAGGAGUUUGGAUGACACGAUGGAUAUUGGUGGUAGCACGGAGAAGAGCCCUAACCAGAAGUUGAAGGAUGCGAUAAUCAAUGUAUUGGAAACUAUCAAUGCCACUAUGAGUUCAAGAGAACAGAGCAGAAAAGCCAGGGAAGAGGCUGGUACGAUGAGUUAUGGUGAUAUUAGUUCUGAUAGCUCAAGUGAUAGUGAUGAUGAUUGUUAUGUAGGGAUAAUUUUAGUUGGUGUUGCAUACCUAUUGUUGGAAGAGGAAGAGUCUGAGUCUGAGUCGGAGGACUCCAUGUAGAAACUCAACUUGAAGGUAAGAGUAUUCGAAUAACUUAAUUUAAAUGAUUUAACUUAGCAUAUUCAUUAAGUUUCUCAUAAGUGUAGUCUUUUUCUCAAAUUAAUAAGUUAUUACUAUGUUGAUGAUGGUGGUUAUCCAAA
This is a messenger RNA of Ipomoea triloba (trilobed morning glory), 633 nucleotides long. RefSeq lists its product as uncharacterized. NCBI's taxonomy places the organism in Eukaryota, Viridiplantae, Streptophyta, Magnoliopsida, Solanales, Convolvulaceae. The record is from RefSeq and is a predicted model, not a curated record. The transcript has 3 exons. Bases 119 to 493 code for a protein of 124 amino acids.